Messenger RNA from Xenopus tropicalis (tropical clawed frog), 9010 nucleotides. It is a transcript of the gene fgf14, whose product is annotated as fibroblast growth factor 14. The coding region runs from base 745 to 1503 and encodes 252 amino acids. Gene Ontology annotation, molecular function: growth factor activity. The transcript has 5 exons. Gene Ontology annotation, biological process: signal transduction. The record is from RefSeq and is a predicted model, not a curated record. NCBI's taxonomy places the organism in Eukaryota, Metazoa, Chordata, Amphibia, Anura, Pipidae.
GAAAGGGAAAAAAAUGUUGAACUCCACCUACUCUAUCUGUGCCUGCAAUUCAGAGCCAAGCACAGGGAGUGAAAGACAGGGAAAUUUAUUUCUAAUGCACACCAGUGCUUGGAGCAGCAGCAGGGAGAGUGAGAGCAAGGGAAGAGGAUCUGUCUCUCUUCCACCCACAGUAACCAUCUAUUAAGGGAAUCUGGAUUUGCAUCAGUUCUGCUGUGUGAUUGGGAACUGCAGGUUAAAUAAGAUUACACAGAUCACUGGGGAUUGAUGGUAAUAUUAUUGACACUUACAGUGGGGAGUUUAUACCAUCCUCAUUCAGACUUGACUGGGUGAUAUUCAUUGUGCAUGGUGAUACACCUGCAGCCUUUCAGUAACAUGUAUCCUGCUUUGGCUUUUCAUUCUCUCCAGAUCCACCCAUCCUCAUAGCAAUCAAGUAUUAAGGCAAUGUUUUUUCACUUCAAGCAUCCUCUGUGUUUUACCGGUCUCUCAUAAGGGUUGUGGGUUUUUUUUUUGGUGUUUCCCUUGGCCUCUCUUGGGAUUUCUUCUUUAGCUUUACUUUCCACUGGGCUCCAUGCUGGAAAGCAAAAUUGCACGCUUUGGUAAUUGCCUGUGUCGAUGUACUUAGAAGCAUUAAUUUGAAGCAUAUAUGUAAGAGAGAAAACAUCGCUCUAAUUGAGGAGUCUCUAAGAAAUAACCCCCGGCAAAGGAAAAUUCGACUUGGAGAAGAUAGGAAAAUUAUUGUUUUCUAUGGUUAAAUUGGUACCCUUGUUUUGGAAAACUGAUCUCAAUCUAUUAUUAUGCAACAACAAGGAUAUCUUCCUUCUCAGGGUGUCUAAGCUGCUGGAUUGCUUUUCGCCCAAAUCAAUGUGGUUUCUUUGGAACAUUUUCAGCAAAGGAACGCAUAUGCUGCAGUGUCUUUGUGGCAAGAGUCUUAAGAAAAACAAGAACCCAAGUGAUCCCCAGCUCAAGGGCAUAGUGACCAGGUUAUAUUGCAGGCAAGGAUAUUACUUGCAAAUGCACCCAGAUGGGACUCUUGAUGGAACAAAGGACGACAGCAGCAAUUCUACAUUAUUCAACCUCAUACCUGUGGGUCUUCGUGUUGUUGCAAUCCAAGGAGUGAAAACAGGGUUGUAUAUAGCAAUGAAUGGAGAAGGGUACCUCUACACAUCAGAGCUUUUUACACUGGAAUGCAAGUUUAAGGAGUCGGUUUUUGAGAAUUAUUAUGUUAUCUAUUCAUCUAUGAUAUACAGACAACAAGAAUCUGGUAGAGCCUGGUUCUUAGGUCUAAAUAAAGAAGGACAAGUCAUGAAAGGAAACAGAGUCAAGAAAACAAAACCAGCAGCUCAUUUUCUACCCAAGCCAUUGGAAGUUGCCAUGUACCGUGAACCUUCAUUGCAUGAUGUUGGAGAAACAGUGCCAAAAGCAAGAGUGACUCCAAGUAAAAGCACAAGUGCAUCUGCAAUAAUGAAUGGGGGCAAACCAGUGACCAAGAGUAAGACAUCAUAGCUAUACCCUCAAGGGUGUUGUGACUUACCGAGCCCUCGGCACACUUGAGUGUUUUAUCCCUACCAGACUGUCCUAUUUCCAGUGUCUGUCAACCAAGUGAAUAUGCACUGGCUCUUCGCUGUUUCUAAACCAACAUGUUGAAGGUGGAUAACUCUCAGUGUGUAGCUCCUCCCACAACUAGAAGAUACCUGGGAAACCAGCUAAACUCAGACCAUGGAAUGCCCUACCAGAUAUGGAAUGCCUUUUUAAUAUCUUUUCUGUGACUGUGACACUUCAUGUGAAUGACAUAUUUCACAAGUACACUUGAUACCUUGCCUGCUGAAAAUUAACCCCCUUUUGAAUCCAAUUACAGCGAAAUCCAUGUGUUUAAGUUCUAUUUUGUAGCACACAAAUAUUAAGUAAUUUCUAGUUAGACGCUGUAAAACUGCGCUAUUAUGGAUUUCUCUAACCUUUUUUACAAGGCUGCUUGCACCACUGUCUGUGACCUUUUGCAGGGAUUGUGUUCCUCUAGAACUUGAAUGUUUCAGGUGGCUCACUUCUGAAAGCAAUCAGGGAAGCCUUCAAACAGCUAUUCUAAAUACGUCUAAAUAGGACUUAAGUACUGGUCAAGUGUGAAAACAUUUUUAGCAACAGAUACUGCUAAAAUUGGCAUAAUAGUAGAGGGCAAAAUGUCAAACACAACCAGUGCAAAUGAGGCCAAGAUUUGUGUUUGACACCCCCUAUAUGUUCCUUUUUGUGUGUGUUUUAUACAUAUCACAAGCUUUCUGGUAAUGGUAACAUUUGCCUUGCCCAGCGAGCAAGACCCACUUGUUUUUUAAGAUGGUGGGUCCAUAGAACUCUGUAGGCCUUGUAGGCCUGAAUUAUGGCUCAUUUUUCAUCUACAAUUCCUCAUAAUUUGAAAAUAAAAAAUGAUUAACAAGGAUUUCGCUACCUACAGUAUGUCUGUUUUGAAAAAGAAAAUGGACAUCCCCAUUUUUACUGAGCUCAGAUUUAAGGUUAUUCUCAUCUCUGGCAGUUCCUUAAAUAUCAUAUAGCUAAGCAUGGACAUGUUGCUUGUUUACCCCCUCCCUUAACAUAUACUUUUUUUUUCUUUUGCAACAGCAAUGCAAGUGGUAAAUAAACCUCUGAAUUGAUAUCUUCCUAUUCAAUAAAAACUGGACACUAACUUUAGCUAAGCAUGCAAUGUCCAGUUCUCUUAAUUUUUUUUUUUAGCAAAUCCUACAUAAUUCGUACAUAGAGCUUUCAGGAAAUAGAAUUCAUAAGUUUAUGGUGCCUUGCUUAGGUUGCAGUGUAUUUUACACAAAACCAACUUUGUGGAACCAGAACAUACAAGCAAAUCAGUCAUUAGGUGCCUAUGGUGAUCACCCACAAAAAAGAGUUUUAACAAUGGCAUUGGUUUUUCUACCUAAAUGUUGAAAGUGCAAACAGAAUAUUGGAAAGUGUGGAUAUACUGUGAACAGUAGGCUCUUGAAAUCAGAGUAUUUGCAGCAUAUGAUUCCCGUAAAAAUUAACAUUGGACCAAAAUAAAGUCUUCACACCUUGGAGGGAAAUUAUCAUGUCAUCACAUUAACAUUUUAAUGUGGGUCUCUAUAAAAGGUCUGGCGUUAGGAAUGCUAUCAAUUUACAUUUUCAGCUUGCUGUUAAAGUAAUCAUACAUUCUAUCAUAAGUUUUUAUUCUUGGUGGAAAAUAGACUGAGAUUGCUCUGACAAAGCUAACCACCAGUAUUUCAACCUAAAUCGAUCUGUAGAUGGAAAAAAAAACAUGCACAUUGUCCCAAUUUAAAUAUAUAUAUAUAUAUAUAUAUAUAUAUAUAUAUAUAUAUAUAUAUUUUAACUACUACAGUUGGAAUUAGUAAAAUUGUACUGUUACUUUAAAAAAAAUAAGACUGGUAUUUUCCCUUUAAAGUGAAACCGACUGAUUUAUUUUCAGAAACGGGUAAUGUUUGCUUUUUUCUUUUGCACUCUGCUAGGUAAUUGUACUGUCAUAGCUUAUAAUUCAGAAUAUUAUACAAACUUAUACUUUUACCUCCAUCGGAUCAAUAUUUAUCAUAUUUAUAAUGUCAGUUUUUUUUUAUUAACCCCUUUUUUCAAAAUGAUGUAAGAAAUGGGCAGUGCUCUGAAUGUUGAUGGAUCCAUUUGCUGUGCAGCUAAAGUCACCUGAUAACAAGUCCAAUGAGCAACUGCAUCAUUGUCAUGUUGAGCUCAUGUCAGGCAAGUACUUCUUGUUCUUUCAUGGAUAACAAGUAAAGCACAUUAGCAGGCAUUCAGUACUAAGUUCUUCAAACAAGAAAUGAGCAAAUUUAUGAGUUGAGUCAAAUUGCACAACAUUGUUUGUGAUGUGUUUGGGGCUGGUGUCCCAAAGUCAGAAACACAUUCCCGGUGCAUUGUCAUCAUAAAGCUCUACAUGCAGGGCCAAGUGCCCUAGAAACCAGUUGACUGGUUCAAAUUAAGGCUGAAUUUAUUUUUGUAAAUGAUUAAUAGGUUAGGUAAGUGUAACACCGACGUUAUUUCCUAUCAUAGUUUAUACAGAUUAUCUGUAAGAGUAUUUAUUUUUUUGAACGGGUGUCCUACAGCAGUUUUCCUCUGUAGUAUGUUCACUCACAUGCCAGAGGUCUUUGUUAUCUGUGCUCUUAUUUUGCUCUUCUCUUAAGUCCAAUGUCUCAUCUGUUGCAUGGGAAGAGGAUGACGAUGAUCUGCAUGUAGUAAGCUAUGUGUAUCAAGAAAUGUUGGUAUGUAUUACUAAUUUUACAUACACACAGUAUAUGCAAAGCGUUUGUCUGCAUUGUAUAGUUUAUGUGUUUAAAAUCAUUUGUUGUAUACAUAAUGGCAACAUAUUGAAUAAAAAUAUUUAUAUUACAAGAUAACAAAAACCAUUAACCAGUCAGUAUAUAAUAUGUUGGUGGAUUGCACUGUUCACAAAUUAAGAAAGGGAAAAAAAAGUACUGUGCAAAUCAAACGCAUUUAUUGUCCCCUAGACGUACCAAAGAGUGGUUUAACCUUGUGGUUAUCUCCGAUGUCAUGUGUCCAGGACAACACAUCAUUUCUGUCCAUUGAAAAAAAAGAAUUAUUCUGGUCAUCUUUAUGAAAAGGUUUAAAUAUAGAAAAGAUACAAACGAAAAAGUGAACCAAGUUGACCGUGUCUCAGUUACUGCAUAGAAAUGUGUAUUGCUCAUUGUUUCCAACUUUAGCUUAUAUACUUAGACUUUGUCACUGAGGUGACAAAGUCUAAUUGUCAGGAUUUACUCUCAAACCAAUCAUCACGAACCUCCCCAGUCAUUAAUACUGAAUUCUUAAGAUUUACAAAAUUAUUUUCAUGGAUUUUAUCAUUUAAAUAUUUCUUUACAUUAUAUAGUGGUAUUUGUUUUCUCAGAGUUUUAUGUGGUACUUGCUAAUUCCUAUAGUAAAAUUAGGCUUAGGGGUUUUUUAUUAAUGUUUGUAUUUUUUUUUCCAUGAUUCAAGUUUUUUUUUUGUGCUAAAUAUCAUGAAUUGAAAUAAUAGUUUUAAAAAGUCUUUAGCAUCUAAAAGCUUGCAAGGUCACGCUGAAGGCAAUAUUUGAACUAUUUAGUCAAUUAGAUUUUUUUCAAAACAUUUUUGAGCUUUUUAACCCAUUAAAAUUGAUGAGAAAAAUAUGAAAGCAAGUUUUUUUUAUGUAAUUCUAUUUUUUUUUAUUUGGAUUUUUUAAUAAUGUAACAUUUGUGUUUUUUGUUUUUAAUUUUAAUUAAAUAUAAAAAUAUCACAAAUACAAAUGUUGAUAAAUAACCCCCCAAGGGUAAAGCCACAUAUACGUUUUUCCACCGGUAAUUUUUUGAAAGCGAAUCCUUUGGAACAAGUCUUCACGGGGAGACCACAAACAAGUUGGUGCCAAAGUAACAACAACCGCCAAAUUGACUGCUUUCAUCAUCAAAUGUAGUUGGCCACUUUUUCUUCUAAGUGACAAUCAUAUUAAAAGAAUUGUUGCCUAUUGAAAGAACAGUAGUUAUCUGCAGAAAAAACAGAAAAGUGGCCGUCGCAAUAAUUUCAACACUGUGGGUGACAAAGAAACUCUGGGUAAAGAAAAAGAAAAAAAAGGAUGAAAGAGAAUAGCAAUUACUAAAAUCACAGGGCAAAACUACUUGUGUGGCCUUUACCUAAAUGGAUGAAAACAAUAUGCUUAGCAGGAGAAAUGCUACAAAUACCCAUUACCCGUUUUCUUUUUUUCAUUUUUUAAUUAAUAAAUUUGCCUGUUGGUUUCCAGUUCCUUUUUCUGAGAUGUAAGAAGUUGCCAUAGCUGACUUUGCACAAGAGAGAAAAAUGUGAAAUUCCGGAGAUUUACAUUAUAAACUAAUAUACAUUUUUAAAGUGUAGGAGGCAGUCACUGUUAUACUAUCACUCAUGCGUUGUACCAGUUACUAUGUAUGUGUGUGUAUAUUUAUAUAUAUCUAUAUAUAUAUGUACAGUAUAUGCACGCCCAGACAUAAAUUUUAUUUAAAAACAAUGUCAAAUAAUAUAUGUCAGUAAUUGAACCCAUUUAUAAAAAUAGGCCAAAAUCUAGGUACCUUGCUAACCAUCACUCACAUGGGGAUGAAAAGAAUUUCAUUUUUUUUUAAAAAGGGCAAUGGCAUCCACUUGUCCUAGACUAUAUUUAGCACAUAGAUCAAAGAUGAUGGGAAAAUGAAAUGCAAAAGAAUAAAGGCAAAUUUCUGUUACAUUUUAUAUGCUGCAUUAUAAUAUUUUCUACUCAUGUGUCCCAUUUUAUAUCAGUUUCUGUUUUUAAAUAGUUAGAUAAGCAUUAAAUAUUAUUCACAGUGAUGUCCUUGACCCAACAUGGCUUAUUCUCUUAAACAGAGAAAGUAUCAGAGUAGUAUUACUUCGUAUGCCUCCUGAUACCCCACAAGAUCAGUAAUAGUACAUGACAAAUUUGCAUUGUUGGUUUAUCUAAUAUGGCAAACCCUAAGCUUGUUCAUAAAUAGGGAUAUAGUCAUAGCACAAAGCAUUUCUUAGUGGAGCUCAAGUGUACUUGUUUUAUUUCAUUUCUAACAGAAUUUUGUUAUUUUAUUUUUCAUUAACUUGUGUAUUACUUUCUGCUAAAGCUCUGACUUGACCAGUCAAAGGACGUCUGCAGCUGAAAUAAAACACAUUCAUCUGAUUAUAGGACACUGAAUGUUAAAGAAAGUACAUUAGUUGAAAGUACAUUAUGUUGAGAGCUGUACAGUACUUAUGUUCAACAAAAGGCACCACCUUGAAUUUUCAGUCAUUGCUCCAAGGUUCUUUGUGGUGGAAUCUGCUCACUGCCGAGUGCCACACAUUUAGGCAUACAGUGCCCAGGUACCAUCCACUAAAGGGCAAAACACUACCAGGGAGCUUGCAGAGAUUUCAGCAGCUGGUGGAUGGAAGUUGACUUUUGCCAGAGAGCUUAUUUAAGGUUUUAUUUUCAUUUUCAAAGUUUAAUCUUCUAUUAUCUUGUUAUCUGUUAAGUACAACCACACAUAGAAUUUACAAAAGUGAGAGAGAGUGGUGUAUGCAUUACAAGCAUACUAAGAAUUAAAGAAACAUCAUGGACUGGACUAGGUAUGUAACACUUCUGAUGUGAGUUAGAAAUAUUAUAGAAUCAUUUGUAAGAUAAUGCUUAAAGACUUUAACCUACUAAGAAGGUUCUAAAGAAUCAACUGCAAUCUAGUCUUAUUACCAGCAGAGUAGCAUUACUUUACAUGAUCUAAACAAAAGAAGAACUCACAACAAAUACCUAGAAUCCAGUUUCCAGGGAAAAAGGAAAUUAAAUUCUGUGUAAGUUGUUAGUUUUUGGUGCCCUUUGAUAAAUAGUCCUUUUUUUAAAUAUAUGAUCAACUAACCCCAGGAUUAAAAAGGAUAAUAAAGCAAUAUUUUAUAUGUAAAAAUGGUCACAAUAAAUACUUUAUUGUGAAACUUGUGUUGCCAAAAUAAAAUAUACAUUAAUUCGAAUUGCCUUAGAGAAGGGAUCUCAAGCUUGGGCUGUCCAGCUGUCGUAAACUACAAGCUUCUAGCGUGAAGGCUGAAGGCCGCCUGAUGCUCCUGGGCCACAUGUAAUGUAGGCUCUUACUAUAUUUCAGUGAAUGAAUUAAUAUGUAUGACACUGGAGUUCUGACAAGUGGAUUUCCUGUCAGUGGAUCAGUGCAAAGCAGUCAUGGGAUAUCUUACAUACAGAAGUAUCCAGCAUAAUACUGCUUCCUUGUUGACAUAUUCAUAUGUUAAAAUGGAAUAUGCGAGUUGCAUUCUCCAACUUUGUGGAGCACAAGCUUUAGCUUCCCCAGUACAGUAGCUGACGGUUCCUUGUUACAAAUUGAUGAACAUUUACAACUGGAAUGGUCCUGUAUUCAAGCAAUCUUACAGUUGAAUUCAAAAUGAGUAUAUCAAUGAAAAUAACAAGUGUUGCACCCACUACAGUGGCAAUAGAUUGAAACCAAAACAUUCACGCAAUGCAGGCUACAAUGACAGUGCUCUAGUUGGGAGUCUCUUGUAGAAGGGGUCUUGCUUGUAGCACUCUUUUUUAACCAACAUAAAGCUGGCAUCUAUAUUCGUUGGCAAUAUGUAAUAAAAAGAAGAGGCUAUAUUUUCAUUUGGUUAUCCUUAUAGGAUUAUAAUGGUGCAUUUUUGCAGAUUGAAUAUUGUUUUCCUAAAAUCCUGGGUUCAGUCUUUUUUAAUUUUGUUUACUAUUUGUUUUCAAGGUACAUUAUUUAUCAUAUUUUUCCUUUUAUUGGUAAUUAGAAUUGCUAUCAUGCAAUUCUAUCAUAUCAAGUACACAGAAUUGCCACAUCUACUAUCUUGGGUAAGCAUGCUAAUGGUCAUUAUACAAAGUUGCUUUUUAUGUAAAGCACCCACCAUAUGGUAGUCUGGGUCAUGUAAGUGCUGUCCUGCAUCUCUUCAUCCAGUAGCAUUUCCUCGGGUUACUUUUAAUUUGAUUAAACAUAUAUGCAUUGUUCUUCUUAACCCUUAAGGCGACACAGUAAGGUCACCAACAGGGUCCUUUUAGAACCUGAUGUAUCUUUGCAGCACCGAAUAAACUGAAAAGUGCAUUUGCAUGUAAUCUUUCAGGUGUAGAGAAUGAACCAUGAAGCUGCGAUAGUGCCUGUUGGGAUGUCCCCAAUUAAAAGUGCCCUGAAUACAACUUCUACAUUUUAAUGACUUUAUCAUUUCCAACCCAAUAAUGUCGAAAAAAUAUUUUCAAUUCUAAAAUGUUUAACAUAUGGGACAUACAGUAUAUCAGAUGAAUUUAUUUCUAUUUACCAGCCAUGGCUUUUGACAAUUUAAUAUUUGAAAAAAAAAAAAGCAUUUUUAUCAUGUGUGCCAUAGUGAAAUAGAUAUUUUGGUCCAUUCAAAUGAAAUGUUUGUUGGGUUAUUACAGCUGAGUAAUGAGGUGACUAUUCAACUGUAAUAAAAUGUGAUUUCAAACAUGUUAACAUGUUCAUAUUUUACUCUGAACUGUUAGAAAGAGAGUUUGGUUUUCUAAAGCCAAUAACAUUUGUUCAUUUUAAUAAAAAGGUUCCACCUGCAA